Molecule: messenger RNA, 1785 nt
Organism: Recurvomyces mirabilis
Lineage: Eukaryota; Fungi; Ascomycota; Dothideomycetes; Mycosphaerellales; Teratosphaeriaceae
Exons: 3
Coding region: 1-1785 (594 amino acids)
Molecular function (GO): monooxygenase activity; flavin adenine dinucleotide binding
Source: RefSeq, a predicted model, not a curated record
AUGGCCACUAUGAAGCGAUCGCCCAACGUGAAAUUCGACGAAGUGCCAGGAAGUCUGCCACAAGAAUCAAAUCCGGACAAUGUUGAUCUCUCAGAGGUAGCCGACGUUGCAGUUGCCAAGCUAAAUGACCCUCAGCCGGACCACUUCACCGAAAAUGCUAUCUGGAGGGACCUCCUCUCUUUCACAGGCACAUAUCGCACCCUGUACUCGCGAGCCAAAGUGGUCGACAGUUUGAGCAGAUUGGGUACGGAGAAGCAGCGCUCUCGAUUCGAGAGAAGGGAGGAGACAGCCCACAAGCCACGAGCUGCCAGUAACUUCGCGGCAAGCUGGGUCGAUAUUGACAUUCGGUUCUCCUUAGACAUCGAUGGUCUGGCUGGAGAGGGCUCUGCUAUUGUUUCCGUGGUGCAUUCUCAGGAUGGUAAGUGGCGUAUCUGGAUGCUUCGGACAUGGCUGGAAUGCUUCAAAGGUCAUGGUGAUCCUGACACCCCAAUCACAACAAGCCAAGCGACCAAUGGAACCAAUGGUGACUCCAACGCAACUUCAAACGGCCACACGGAGACAUCAAUCUACGACGCCAUCGUCGUUGGCGGCGGUCAAGCAGGACUUUCGACAGCUGGAAGACUCAAGGCACUUGGUGUCAGCUAUCUGCUCCUUGAAAGCCGCCCUGAAAUAGGAGAUGUCUGGAACACACGAUACGAGUCACUUCGAUGGCACACGUCGAAGCUUUCCUGUGGCAUGCCGUUCGAUCAAACCACUUUUCCGGACGAUGACGACUAUAUGCUGCCCACCAAGCGCAUAGGUGCUGGACACAAAGCGUGGUCGGAGAAGUACGGCAUAAACGUCCGGAUAAGUACGACUGUGGAUUCAGCUCGAUGGCAGGAAGCGGAGAAGAUAUGGACAGUCAACACAACUUCUGGGGAACGGAAGGAGACAUUUCAGGCGCAUAAUCUCGUUCUCACCAUCGGCACUGGUCACCUCACACCCGUAUUACCCGACUGGGCUCAUGCAGACAAAGUUGCAGUAGGUGGAUUCAAAGGCACUAUCCUCCACGCCUCACAAUACAUGUCCUGUAAAGCUUGGUCUGGCAAGCGAGGUAUCGUAGUCGGGACCGCAAACACUGCUCAUGAUGUCGCCGAGGAUAUGGCAAACGCUGGUAUGCAGACUACCAUGAUGCAACGCGGAUCGACAUACAUAUUUCCAGCUGAAUGGCUACACAAGUCGCAAGAUAUACAUUACAACUCAAGCAAGCAUCCGGCUGAUGCGGAUAAGGAGUGUUUCACUUACCCAAACAAGAUCUUGAGAGCGAUUAUCAAUCGAUUUGCAUACAUGCUUGUCAAGAAGAACUCAGCACGGUUCGAUAGACUGGAGGAAGCAGGCUUCAAGCUUGACCGCUUUGGUGACAUCUACGACAACCUAUACGUGCGAUUCGGUGGUCACUACGUUGAUAUUGGUGGAUCCAAGCGUAUUGCAGAUGGUGAGAUCAAGGUUGAAACAACGGCCGUGGAGAGCAUGACGGAAGACGGCCUGCUUCUCGAGGAUGGUCGAAAGCUGUCAGCGGAUCUGAUCGUGCUGGCUACCGGUUUUGAUCACGACUUCCGACGCGAUGCUGCAAAGCUGAUCGGCCAGGAGGCCGCUGAUCAAAUGGAUGACUUUUGGGGUGUAGAUGCUGAGGGCGAGAUAAGAGGACAUGCUAAGUUUGCCGGACAUCCCAAUCUUUACUAUCAUGGCGGAGAUAUUCAGGCUGAGGUACUACUGGGCAAGCCUAUGGAGCGCUACACAGACUGA